AUCGCUUCGCGGACAAUCCAAAACAAACGUGACGUCAUCUGUAAGUGUAACAAGUUUUUCUUGCAAUUUAUGGGGUAAAAUCUAUAGCAAUGGCUGCAGAUUCUCCAAAGAGAAAUAUGAAAUUAAGCCACAAUGUCAUAAGACCACAGGCUUUCAGUGAGAAGAGUGUGAUGGAGAGUGUUGUAGAUUUCAUAUCAGAUGUGGUACCACAGGCCUACACUGGGAACAGUAAACCUGAGGACAAGGAGAGGAUUCAAUGGGUCCAGUUCGCCAAGUCAGAUAUCAAUGAUGUGGCUUCCAACCCUGACCUCAACACAAAUGAAAGUAAAGGUGUACCACUGCUGUUAAUACUAGGUUACGGAAAUGGAGUUCAAGUCUGGAAUAUAGCAACCAAUGGAGAAGCACAGGAAGUACUGUCACUAAGACAAGGACCAAUCAGAAUCUUCAGAGUCCUACCCACUCCAACUCAAGUGUUUGAGAAUCCUGAUCAGUACCAUUACAAGAGACCACUAGCAGCACUGUGUGAUAGUACCAGUGCUGGACAGCCUUACUGCUCCGUGAAGUUCAUUUCCCUGAGGACUGGGGAUGAGGUGCACAGUGUUAGCUUUAAGACUCACUCUGUGCUGAAUAUAGAGUGCAAUAAGAGAGUGAUUGUGGUGGUGUUUCAAGAAAAGCUGAGUGUGUUUGACUCAUGUUCUUUGAGACAACUAUUCUGGGUCAUGAACUGUUUUCCCAACUCUGGGCCCAUUAUUAACCCCAUUGCACUUGGAACAAGAUGGUUGGCCUACGCAGACAAGCGACUUGUUCCUAUACACCAGUCGUGUGGGGGGAUGUCAGGGGACGGGUCACAGUCUUACGCCGCUACAGUCAUCAGUGCUGCCAAGGGUGCAUUUAAAGGUUUGACAAUGUUUGGAGAGGCCAUGGUCCACAGUGUGACGGGGGCAAAAACUCCCUCUGCCCCUAAGAAAGCAGACUCCCCACCCUUGGACAACGGUCACAGGCCGGGCAUUAUCUCAGUCAUUGAUACACAGACAGUGCCAGGGGAUCAUUUCAGUGUGAGUGAGGACAAUGAUGCAGAGGGACUGAUUGCCCAUUUCCAUGCCCACGCCAAUGAACCAGUGUCUUGUAUGACCUUUGACACAUCAGGAACUCUACUACUGACCGCCUGUAAACUAGGUCAUAACUUCCAUGUGUUCCGGAUCAUGGCUCAUCCUUGUGCCUCAUCCCUGGGGGCCAUCCACCACCUGUAUACACUGCACAGAGGGGAGACCACUGCUAAGGUGAUUGACAUGUGUUUCAGCCAUGACAGUAGAUGGGUGACUGUUAGCUCUCACAGGGGGACUACUCAUCUAUUCCCCAUUACCCCAUAUGGAGGCUCUGUCAACACCAGGACUCACUGUAGUCCACGGAUUGUGAACCGGGCCAGUCGUUUCCACAAGAGUGCUGGACUUGACGAUAUGGAUCAUGGGGCUGGUAGGAAUAGUCCGGUGCUGAAUGCCUCCGGCAGUCCAACAUCUACUGGGGGGCAAUAUGACAAUUACCCAAGUUUGCUGAGACACAAUGCCCUGAACAACAGCAUAGGAAACCCCCGUCUCCCCCCAUACCCACACCCCAUAACAGUGUACCCCCUGGCCCAGAUCAAGCAGCCCCUGAUGGCUGGGCGGGGCAGCAGUAAGACUGGGAGCCCUUCACACACAGCUUCUGACAACUGGAUCCUGGUCACGGCCUGUUUCUCCACCCCCAGAGUGUGGGUGGGAGGCACACCAAGUCUGGCUGUGGAUAAACGAGAGGGUAAGAGAGUAGCGGACUCCCUGUUCCUGAUGAGUCAGACAGGGACCCUAGUGGAGUAUAUACUGGACCCAAAGUCCAAGCAACUCUCAGAGAAAGUGACCGACGGAACCCCUCUGGACUUAACCAUCACUGGUUAUACCCAGUGGCAUUUACAGAGGUCAAAAACCUCAGAUGAAGUCCGCCCCCCUCUAGUCAACAACAACCCCCUCAUCCUUGCCUCUGACACGGUUAUGUCUCAGCGACCUAGUUCCUCACAUUCAGAUGGAGGAGACUUGUUGCCAGUCAUCAGACAGGACUCCAGGGAUAGUCUUACAUCAGAACAAAAGAAAGGGGUUGAUCAGGAGGAGUGGCUCUCACAGGUGGAGAUAAUUACCCACAUGGGGCCUCAUCGUCGCCUGUGGAUGGGCCCCCAGUUUUCGUUCAAGACCUAUCAGAAUGUACAGAACACCACGGUCCUGUCCUCCCAGUCCUCCGCGCUCCUAUCCCAGAGUCCCGAGGUCAACCUGUCCAAUAUGGACAUCACCUCCGAUGAAGUCGACUUAGAAAGUCUCAAGAUACAGCCAGCUCGAUCGAGUCCAGUAGCCAUGCCUAAUGCUCGUCCUGCGUACAGACGGACAGGAAGUGACUCUACCUCAUCUCCAGGAAAAAACUCCACUCCCUUACUGAUUGAAGCAGGUAGUUUUGACCAGUCACCAAACUUAUGUGAUGUGUACAGCAGUUGGGCAGAAUCAACUGUUGCUAAGCAACCAAGAGGAAGUGAAGAAUUUGAUGAAAAGAUGAAAGAAAAUUUGGCAGAAGCCAUGUUGGAAUCCCCCAUGAAGGAAGGAGGACCCUCCUGUAUAUCACAUGAUGUGUUUGUGGGGAGCAAUGAGAACCUGAGUACGUCCUCGGGGUCCAGUAUCGGCCUGACCCGGGAACACGUCAUGGACCCAAUGUUCAGCACCAGCAACGAGUCUCCGGACUCAAGUUAGCGACCCGGAACCAGAAGUCAGCUGUAUAGUGACACCGUCAUGACUGGACGUUGACUACGUAUGACGUCACUUUCAUAUGGCUGGUGGGGACGAUGCUUUGGAGUGGAAAAUAGGGCCAUUUGUUGUUUUGUGAAAAAUUUCCCACUGUUUGCUUAUUGCGGCAGUGUUCAAAUUUUUAAAAAAUAUUUAUAAGGGUGAUUUAAAAAAUAAAAACAAAUUUAUACUUCACGUGUAAUCUUAUGACGCUGGUCUGCAUUGAUUUUAAAUUAUUUAUGUUAUCUCAAAUUAUACGAAAUAUAAAGAUAUAAUCUGUUAUGACUUCAGUUACAAGUUAGACUUUAUUUCCUGUGUGAUAGCAUAUAAAGGGACAUGUUUGGUAAUCAAUUUGUUGUCAUGAGUGUAUGGAAGAGGAGCUACAUGUGUAGUCUUAGUGAAUAUACAUGUCUAUAUCAUUAAGUACAUGGUUGUUAUUUUAACUUUCUUGGAAAAAAAUAUUUUCUUAAAUACACGUACAUGUAUGCUUAUUAAAAUGUGAUACCAAAAACAGUAAA
Messenger RNA from Magallana angulata, 3313 nucleotides. RefSeq names its product BCAS3 microtubule associated cell migration factor-like. The transcript is spliced from 22 exons. Gene Ontology annotation, cellular component: cytoplasm. Gene Ontology annotation, biological process: response to starvation; autophagy. Gene Ontology annotation, molecular function: protein binding. The record is from RefSeq and is a predicted model, not a curated record. NCBI's taxonomy places the organism in Eukaryota, Metazoa, Mollusca, Bivalvia, Ostreida, Ostreidae. Bases 90 to 2762 code for a protein of 890 amino acids.